CGCGGUGCUGGAAGCCGGCUGGACUGCUGUGCACGUGCCGGGACCCGACACUCUGUGUUGGGAUUCCUUCCGCCUAGGGUCUGUUCCCACCUGCUUUGAGAUUCACGGGAUCCUCGGCCCCCCAGGCUCUUGCCCAGCUCCCCACUCCAGUCCCCAAGCUCUGAGCCCUGAGAGCUGCCCAUAGGACAUGAUCACAGCCUUGAACGCCUCACAUGAAGUGAGGCAGCUGCUGCAACCCUGUGAUUUCGAGCUGUCCCGGGACAUGAGACCCUUUCUGGAGGAGUACUGGGCCACCUCCUUCCCCAUUGCGCUGCUGUACCUGCUGCUCAUCCUGGUGGGGCAGAACUACAUGAAGACGCAGAAGGGCUUCCACCUGCAGUGGCCCCUCAUCCUCUGGUCUUUCUGCCUGGCAGUCUUCAGCAUCGUGGGAGCAGUAAGGACAUGGGCCUUCAUGGGAAUGCUGGCACUUAGCAGGGGCCUGAAACACACCGUGUGCUUCGGCGACUCCGUUGAGAAUUCUGUAAUCAAAUUCUGGUCCUGGGUCUUUCUUCUCAGCAAGAUCAUUGAACUCGGAGACACAGCCUUCAUCAUCCUGCGGAAGCGGCCACUCAUCUUCGUGCACUGGUACCACCACAGCACGGUGCUGGUGUUCACCUCCUUUAGCUACAAGAACAAAGUGCCUUCGGGUGGCUGGUUCAUGACCAUGAACUUUGGCGUGCACGCCAUCAUGUACACCUACUACACCCUGAAGGCUGCCAAGGUGAGGUCCCCCCGGCUGCUCCCCAUGCUCAUCACCAGCCUGCAGAUCCUGCAGAUGUUUGUGGGGGCCACCGUGGGCGUCCUGACCUACAUCUGGAGGCAGGAACCGGGGUGCCACACCACGGUAGAACACUUCUUCUGGUCCCUCGUGUUGUACACGACCUAUUUCAUCCUCUUUGCCCACUUCUUCUGCCAAGCCUACCUCAAGCCCAAGGCCAAAGCAAAGGCCAAGAGCCAGUGAAGGGCUGGCAGGGAGGAGCCUCAGGAGCUCUCUUCCUCAGGGCUCUGUUCAGGUCUGGGAGAAUGAUUUGGGUGCCUUACCUGUAUGACUUCCCCACAGGCUUUGCAGCCCCAGGUGGCAGGAAGCGUCACCUUGGGUGGCAGGUGCGUGGCCUGGUUUUUUGCUGUUCCAGUUUGUAAUGUGAAGCCC
Messenger RNA from Ochotona princeps (American pika), 1189 nucleotides. It is a transcript of the gene ELOVL3, whose product is annotated as ELOVL fatty acid elongase 3. Gene Ontology annotation, cellular component: endoplasmic reticulum membrane; endoplasmic reticulum. Lineage: Eukaryota; Metazoa; Chordata; Mammalia; Lagomorpha; Ochotonidae. The record is from RefSeq and is a predicted model, not a curated record. The transcript is spliced from 4 exons. Gene Ontology annotation, molecular function: fatty acid elongase activity. Gene Ontology annotation, biological process: very long-chain fatty acid biosynthetic process; fatty acid elongation, saturated fatty acid; fatty acid elongation, monounsaturated fatty acid. The coding region runs from base 188 to 1000 and encodes 270 amino acids.